Scutellospora calospora is the source of this 245-nucleotide messenger RNA. NCBI's taxonomy places the organism in Eukaryota, Fungi, Glomeromycota, Glomeromycetes, Diversisporales, Gigasporaceae. The record is from the annotation of a GenBank genome assembly.
AUUUCGUAGUAUUAAGUGGGUAUUAUCGAGGACCAGCUCAAAAAUAUAUUGGUGGGAAAUGUCGAAAUCUAGAAGGUCUAAAUCAAGGACUAUGUGAAGAUAUUAGAAUACAUCAUACGUCUGGGCAUGCUUACCUUGCAUGUGGAGACGAACAUGGUCAUAAAACCCAAUGGUGGCCACCAUUGAAUGUAUACAAUAACUACAGUUAUCAAUCAAGGGAUACUUUUUACGUAUAUAAUAUUGAG